This is a messenger RNA of Arabidopsis lyrata subsp. lyrata, 2528 nucleotides long. RefSeq names its product phosphatidylinositol/phosphatidylcholine transfer protein SFH9. Bases 435 to 2186 code for a protein of 583 amino acids. The record is from RefSeq and is a predicted model, not a curated record. The transcript is spliced from 16 exons. NCBI's taxonomy places the organism in Eukaryota, Viridiplantae, Streptophyta, Magnoliopsida, Brassicales, Brassicaceae.
GAUUAAAUCUCCGGUUUAAUCCGGUUUGAUUAUCGGUUAAGUUCCGGUUUUCAUUUCUUCUCCAUCUUUAAGCAAGCUAUAAAAAUGGCGAAUAUAACCAUCGCAAAGCUUUCUCUCUCUUCUUCUUCUUCUUCUUCUUCUUCUUCCUCCUCUCUGCAUUUAAUUUUGGUUUGAAUACGACGCUUCGUCUUCUUCUUUCUCAAAGCUACGCUCCGAGGAAAACUUUAUACGUAUAUGUAUAUAAAAGAUUUGACUUUGUAAUCUGAAAGCGACGUUUUUUGUUGAGAGAGAUAGUUUUUUUUCCUUCUUUACCUAAAUCUGGAAAAUUUAAAGAAAGAGUUCUGAUUUUUGAUACUCCGCGAUUUCGUGAGAUUGCUUGCUUAUUAGAUACAGAGGUUUUACAUUAUUAUCAUCUGUUUCUUGAUUAAAAACAAAUGCCAGCAUUAGGUGAGAUACUUUUGGUUCCAGAAACUGAGAAAGGAAAGAGUAAAGACAUUGAGGUUUCAGAUGAUGAAAAGAUUACAAGAACUCGUUCUAGAUCUUUAAAGAAGAAAGCUAUUAAAGCUUCGAGUAAAUUGACACAUAGUUUAAGGAAAAGAGGGAAGCGUGUAGCUGAUAAAUAUGCACCAAUUGUGAUUGAGGAUGUGAGGGAUGAAGAAGAGGAGAAAGCAGUGAAUGUAUUUAGAAAAGCUUUGGUUUCUUUAGAUUUGCUUCCACCUCGGCACGAUGAUUAUCAUACCAUGUUGAGAUUCUUGAAGGCGAGGAGAUUUGAUCUUGACAAAACUGUUCAGAUGUGGGAAGAAAUGUUAAAGUGGAGGAAAGAGAAUGGAGUUGAUACUAUAAUGCAGGAUUUUGUUUAUGAUGAAUUUGAAGAAGUACAACAAUACUAUCCACAUGGUUAUCAUGGUGUAGAUAGAGAGGGACGACCUGUUUACAUUGAACGGCUUGGUAAAAUUGACCCCGGCAAGCUAAUGAAGGUUACCACAUUGGAGCGUUUCUUGAGAUAUCAUGUACAGGGUUUUGAAAAGACUUUUUCGGAGAAGUUUCCAGCCUGUUCGAUCGCAGCAAAGAGGCACAUAAAUUCUUCGACAACCAUAAUAGAUGUGCAUGGAGUGAGUUGGAUGAGCUUUAGAAAAUUAGCUCAGGACCUUGUAAUGCGAAUGCAAAAAAUUGAUGGUGACAACUAUCCUGAGACAUUGAAUCAGAUGUACAUUAUUAAUGCUGGAAACGGAUUCAAGCUUGUUUGGAACACCGUGAAAGGCUUUCUCGACCCGAAAACUACUUCUAAGAUACAUGUUUUGGGAAACAAAUAUCGCAGUCACCUUCUUGAGAUUAUAGAUCCAAGUGAGCUUCCAGAGUUUAUGGGAGGAAAUUGUACCUGUGCAAAUGAAGGUGGGUGUAUGCGAUUCAACAAGGGGCCUUGGAAUGACCCGGAGAUAAUGAAACUAGUGCGCUCGAGAGAUGCAAUGUACAAAACAAAAGCAAUAGGGCUCCUGGAGAAUGGGGAAGUAGCUAAAUUAUUUGCGUUACCGCAUGUGAACACAGAGAUGUUAUCACCUGAUGGAGGCCAAGUUAGGGAGAGAGAGUCACAUUCUGAACAGGACAAACGCGCUCAGCUGAGCAAUCAAGCUGAAGCAGUUGGUGUUGGGAGAAUGGAACAGUCUGAUUCAACAAAUCCAUUACCGAAUAAUCUGACAGUAGAAAGGAGUUUAAAGACCUCUCUUCAGAAAGUUGCAAGUUUGUUGGCUCGGUUUAUUGUCCAACUUCUUGGCAAUCUAUUUCUCAUGUUCCGGAUCUUGGGAAGACUUGUAAAUAAGCAACCAGAGAACCAAUUGAGACCGGAGUUAAGGGUUUCGGUCUCCCAGCAACAAGUUCCUCCUCCUCAGGUGCAAAGAGAGUCUGUCCAUCCAUGUUGGCUGAGGUUGCAAAAUCUAGAAACCAUGGUCACAGUUUUAUGUGAUAAACCCUCAAGCAUUCCUCAAGAUAAAGAAGAUAUACUUCGUGAUUCAUUAGAUCGCAUCAAAUCCAUUGAGCAAGAUUUACAGAAGACAAAGACGGCGCUUUUUUUGACCGCGUCAAAACAAAUAGAACUCGCUGAGUGUUUGGAAAACUUAAAGGAAAGCAGCUCAACGGGAAUGCGUUCAUGCUGGCCAAGACACUGCAGAAACUUCCAAGCAGAAACCUAAUUUGCAGAAUAAAUGUAUCUUCGGAUCUCAUAUUCGAAGUCUGCAUAGCUACUAAUUCACCCUCCAACCAUAUAGCAGAUGGUAUAUAUUAAAGGCAACAUGGUAACAGGAAGUGAAAUUGAAGAGGGAGAGCUUACAAUUGUUAAGUAGCAAGCAAGCUUUGUUUAUUUACCAGGCUCUUUAGGUUAGAAAACAGAGGAAUUAGUGAACUAUUUGGGAUUUUACUUUUUUUUGUUCAUAACGAUUUUAUUGCACAUCAUUGUUGUAUAGUAUAAUCCAAUAGUGGUGAUUUUACAGUAUUGUGUAUUUCUUACUUACAAUCACAAUUUACAAAUAUAAUUA